UCUUCUCAUUCAAAUCCCUGCUACAGACCAACUUCUGCUAUGACACAUGUACAAAUAACUAUAAUGGCAACUAUAAUAACUGUUCAAGGCAGCGACCAUGACUAUUUCUGUGUGUGUACAGCACCUAACACGUUGAAGGUGCUACUGGAAAGAAGUUAUAAACAAUUUAAAGAAAAUAGUCUUCCUCAAUCACAGCUGAUGCAGAUAAAGAUUCAAACUCUGCCAUUUGAUAUGUGUAUUGAAUUCAAAGCAAACAUCCACCUCUAUCUGUUAGAAAUGCUCUUUCAAAAAUCAAAGUUGUUCUGAAUCUCUGAUGUGAAGAUUUGCAAAAGUGCUGUAGAAAGAACCACCCAAGAGGUCAAAGCAUCUAUAGAGUUGCCCUCUAAAGACUGGAAGCCCUCUACAAAUGAAAGGAUGCUAUGCACCAAAGUUUGCAGACUAAAUUAGCAAUAACAGUGAAGGUACUACAGUAAAACCUGCCAAGAGUGAUCACUCAUCGGAGUUAGCAAAAGUGGUCGCUUGUAAGAUGUGGUCUCUCUUCAAAGGCCUGCAUGGCAGAGAGUGAUGGUUCUGGGGCCUCUGCAAGCAGUUGCUCAUGACAGGUGAUCUUUCUUCAGAGGUGCUCUCUAAGGCAGGUUUUACUGCGUAUAAAUCAUUCCAUAACUGGCUACAUUUAAAUGAGAGAAAACAUUGCCAUUGAUUUAAUUAUAAAGUCGUAUGCCAGACAGAAGGGCAGCUAGACACUGGGAGUUAGUAGCAGGAGGUUAGAAGAAUGGAGGAGGUUAACCUUGGCAUGUUGUGACUGUACAUGUCUUGUAUAUGGGAUUCAGACAGUAUAAGCAAAAUGCAAUUUAGCGAAAAGGCUGCGCACAGCUAAAAGUCCCAGCAGCUCUAGUAAAUGCAGUUAAAUUAAGAAAGUAAAUACUAAAGCAGCUGAAGAGCACUUUGCCAAGUAUUUGUGCUAAAUGUAUGAGAUAAGUAUUGGGUGGCAGGUCACACUGUUAAAAUGUAUAUUUGGCACUUCACAAAGUAACUCCAUAAAAGAGCCACUGGUCUGGAAAGUUAGUUGAGGCUUGACAGGUAUUCUAAACAGGAAUCGGAUUACAUCUGACAUUCCCACUCAGGCUGCUACAAGAUUAAAUGUUUAGUUUAAAUUAAGUUUAAAAAUUCACUCUUCAGCAAUGUUUACUUUCCUUAGCCAAUCUCCAGAGCUGGUACCAGCCGCGCAGACAGUGUGGCUGUAUCUACUGGGAGGCAGGGAGCAUUUGAGAAACUAUUUUUGGUCAAGUGUAAUGCAAUUUUAGAACUUUUACAGUCUUCACAGGGAAGAUGGCCUCUUUUCUGUGUGUGUGAGAGAGACCUGUUCUCCGAAAGUCAGGCUGUCUGCACUUCCCAUCACCAAGCACUCAUUCGGUUAUCAGCAACAUUUCAGAGCUCUUGAGAUUAAUGACUGUUGCCAUGUAAACUGUGCAUUAUAAUGGGAAGAAGGAAAUACCAGCAGGACAGUGCACAAAGUAGAAACCAGGGAGAGUUCCUGAUGCUCCGGGUUCCACAUGGUAGCAGUGAUUUUAAAUGCAGACAGUUUCAGUAUGGGCAACACACUGAGAGCAAUCAUUGCCUUCAUCCCUUCUGAUGACUGCCAGAAAUACCUCCUGGGAGACCUUGAAGAGAUGCCAAUUGAUAGAAUGGUGGAUCUGAGCAGCAGGCAGCUGAGGAGAUUUCCCUUGCAUGUUUGUUCCUUCAGGGAGCUCGUCAAGCUGUACCUGAGUGACAAUAACCUGCAUCAGCUGCCCCCAGAGCUAGAACAGCUGCAGAACCUCCAGAUCUUGGCAUUAGAUUUCAACAACUUCAAAGUGCUGCCCCUGGUGGUGUGCACCCUGAAGCAGCUGUGCAUACUCUACCUGGGCAACAACAAGCUCUGUGACCUGCCCCAGGAGCUCAGUCUCCUGCAGAAUCUCAAAACCUUGUGGCUCGAGUCCAACUGUCUGAGCCACCUGCCCGAGGUGGUGUGUGAGCUGAGCCUCCUCAAGACCCUGCACGCUGGCUCCAACGCGCUGCAUACGCUGCCUGCCAGGCUGCGAUGCCUGCAGGAGCUGCGCACCAUCUGGCUCUCCGGCAACCUGCUGGCUGACUUCCCCCCGGUCCUGCUGCACAUGCCAUUCCUGGAGGUGAUCGACGUGGAUCGCAAUGCCAUCAGGUCCUUCCCCAGCCUGGCUCACCUCCCCGGCCUAAAGCUGAUAAUCUACGACCACAACCCCUGCAGGAACGCGCCCAAGGUGGCCAAGGGGGUGCGCAGAGUGGGGAGGUGGGCAGAGGAGACCCCCGAGCCCAGGAAGCGCUCCGAGCUGGGCAGGGAGGAGACCACCGAUGGCAAGGAACCACCACUUCCCCCUGACAAGCAGCCCCAGCCCUGCUAAGGU
Molecule: messenger RNA, 2420 nt
Organism: Gopherus flavomarginatus (Mexican gopher tortoise)
Lineage: Eukaryota; Metazoa; Chordata; Testudines; Testudinidae
Gene: LRRC10
Product: leucine rich repeat containing 10
Exons: 1
Coding region: 1554-2417 (287 amino acids)
Molecular function (GO): protein binding
Source: RefSeq, a predicted model, not a curated record